Messenger RNA from Danio rerio (zebrafish), 5805 nucleotides. NCBI's taxonomy places the organism in Eukaryota, Metazoa, Chordata, Actinopteri, Cypriniformes, Danionidae. The record is from RefSeq and is a predicted model, not a curated record.
UCACCUGUCCAGCGAACGCGCGCACCCGCCCGCACGCACACCUGCGCUCCCCUGAGCCUCCGCACUGACCGGAAGAGGGCGGUUUCCACACCAGCGAACAGCGGAGAAACUGCGGGCAGCCUGAAGACAAGAGCCGGAAAACAGAAGCUUCAUUUAACACCAAAUAAAAGAGCCUUAGACUCCGGGGAAACGGAAAUGUCAGCGCGAAUAUCUGAAGAAAACAACUGAUUAACGUUUUUUUCAGCUCUUUGUUACUUAUUCACGAGUUUAUUCAAGAAGCUGAAGUGAAGAGGUGGAGGUCUGAAAGAACAUCAAGUCGGAUUUUUUGAGGAGGAAUCAUCUAUUGGAAGCUUAUAUUUCAGCUUUCUUAUUUGGAUGAACAUGUCAGAGAAGAAGGACGUCCAGGCAUGAGCAUCUUCAGUCCAUGCCGGGUGGUCGCUGCAGUUUCUCUGAUCUUGAUUAUUCUGGGAGGGCUGGGAGCCGCCAUCUGGGCCCUCGUCACGUACCUUAGAACAACAGAGGAUACAGGAUUAUUUGAUGUGCAGGUGAGUGCAGCAGACCAGAGGCUGAGAGUGUUUGACUCCACACAGUGGAGGUGGAAAUAUGUUUGCUCAUCCAGUGUCAACCAGCUCAUCGCCAACAUCACCUGCGAGGAGAUGGGCUUCGUUAGAGCAGUAAAUUUCUCAGUGACGUGUGCUCCUGAGAGUGGCGGGGACCGAGAUUUUUUCUGUGUAAAAGAGAGCGAGUUAACAUAUGGGAAGAAGAUAAAAACAGCCCUCUAUCCUUGUAAAUGUGACAAAGGGCAGAUUCUUGAGGUGAUCUGUCAGGACUGUGGUCGUCGAAUGCUGCCUGAGGAGCGGAUAGUGGGGGGAGUGGAUGCUCGACAGGGCUCGUGGCCAUGGCAGGUCAGCUUACAGUAUGAUGGAGUUCAUCAGUGUGGUGGAUCCAUCAUUUCAGACCGCUGGAUCAUCAGUGCUGCACACUGCUUUCCUGAGAGGUAUCGUCACGCAUCCCGCUGGCGGGUUCUGAUGGGCUCGAUCUACAACACUCCCAUCCGUAAGAAUGUUGUGAUCGCAGAGGUGAAGACGGUCGUCUACCACAGCAGUUACCUGCCCUUCGUCGACGCUAAUAUUGAUGAUAACAGUCGGGACAUUGCAGUCAUCUCAUUGACGAAACCUCUGCAGUUCACUGAUUAUAUCCAGCCCGUGUGUCUUCCGACCUACGGCCAGCGUUUGGCAGACGGACAGAUGGGUACAGUUACUGGCUGGGGUAACGUGGAGUAUUAUGGAACUCAAGCAAAUGUCCUCCAGGAGGCCCACGUGCCCAUCAUCAGUGAUGCGGUGUGCAAUGGCCCUGAUUAUUAUGACAACCAGGUCACAACCACCAUGUUCUGUGCUGGUUAUGAGAAAGGAGGAACAGACUCAUGCCAGGGGGACAGCGGUGGACCUUUCGUAGCAGCAGAUGUGCUCUCUAAGACCAGCCGCUAUCGUCUGCUGGGAGUUGUAAGCUGGGGCACAGGCUGUGCUAUGGCCAAGAAGCCUGGCGUUUACACACGUGUGUCCCGCUUUCUGCCGUGGAUUUCAACUGCUAUGAGGAUGUAUGAGAAUUCCCCAGGAGUGCACAAAAUGGCACGAGCCGCCACACCAUAGUAAUUCACAACGGAACAUGUUGUAUUUGAGACUGAAGUAUUGAUGUGUUGCUGGGAUCGGUCUGAGAUCAGACGUCUGCUGUGGAUCAGAUGUUUUGAGAUGAUCAAACUGGCUCAAGGACAUUUGGCUAAUAACUUUCGCUUGGUCUGACCCAAGGAGGGCCUUGAUGAUGAUGAAGAUGCUGUACUUUGGGUUUAAUAUGUUUAUGAACACCUCAUUUGUACAAAACCUAAAACCUUUUCCUGACAUCAAAAUGUGGCAGAUACAGUAUGGAAAUUACUCACUGAAACUUAAAAAAAAAAAACUUGCUUUAUAUAGAGAUGGUACUGUUUAAAGGUUUAGUAUUGGUUUGUUUUUGAUAGAAGUCUCUCUCGCUCGCCAAAGCUGCAUUUAUUUGCUCAGAGUACAAAAACACAGUAAUAUAGAAAAAUUUGUAAAAGAUGUUAAUAUGUUGAAAACGUUAAAAUGAUCGUCCAGUUUGAUACUUGUUUCAGCUUCAAAUUGUUGUGGAAACUUUAUUACUUUUUAGGAUUCGUUGAUGAAUCCAAAGUUCAAAAUAAUAGCACUUAUUUGAAAUGUAUUUUCAACAUGAAACUUUUUUACUGUAACUUUUGAUUGAUUCAUUGUGUUCUUGAUGAAAAAAAUAACAUUUUAAAAAUCCUUUAUAAUAUUUCAGUAAUUAAUUUUAAAUAAAAAUGUAAUUUUCACUAAAGAAAGUUUUGAAUAUUGAUAAUAAGCAAAAAAAAUCUUAAUAAUCAAUAAACCAGCAAGAAACAAGAAAACAAAAUCUUUAAAAUAAAUAAAUCGGCAUAUUAUAACUUCUGAAAGAUCCUGUGAUACUGAAGACUACAAUAAUGAUGCACUAAAUUCAACUUUCCAUCACAAGAAUUUAAAGUUUAAAAUGUUCACAUGGAAAAUAGCUACGAUAGGAUUUAUACAUAUAUAAUAAUAUUCUGUUUUAUUACAUUUUUUUAUUAAAUAUAUUAAUUCUUGCUGAGCAGAGGACUCUUUUUUUUAACUCAAACAUUCAAAAAUAACCAAUAUCAAACUGUUUGAAUGGUAGUUUAUAUGAAAAAACAUUCAAGGAUAUUUUUAUCCUAUUUGUCCUGUAGGUUUGUACAGACUGUAAGGUAGCAAGACGGAUUAAAUCUGUGAUCAGUUUCAGCUCUAGUUAGAUUGAAAUUUCUGUUUUUCGUUCAUGCAUCUGAAAAAAUACAAUUAAUAUUUAAGAAAUAGAAUGCUCCAGAAAUUAAAAAAAGUACAAUGUGUUUUAGCACAUUCUGAGAUCUAAGAAGUAGGGGUGUGCGAUAUUGCCAAAAUCUAAGUAUAUCUAAAAAAAAAUUUUGUAAUGAUUAAAUUAUAUUUUGUUGAAUAUGUGUGUUGCACUACAACCUUUUAGGCCUCUCAUUGAGAAACACAUAUGACACUAAAACCAUCAAUAGGUGAUUGCAACUCCAAUGCUGAGCCCAAAUUCACUUACUUAAACUUAGUCUUAAAACCAUCAACCUUAUUUGUAAAGAAAAACAUACUUUGAGUGGGUAACAAAAGAGUAUGCAAGCAUUGAGACAUACUACCUGCUCAUUCUUAGAUCAUUUUUUUGCUUAGUAACAUGCACUGUCAAUCAUAAUGAAACAUCAUCCACAUUCUUUCAUAUAAAAUGUCCUAGCAUAUACUAAAGCAGCAGCAGCAGCAGCAGAUGGAUCUGCCAUUCAUGAGUCUUUCAUGUAGAGAAAUCUCCUCAGGUGUUUGCUUAUUUGCGCAUUUAGAAGUUAAUGGCCAAACACGCCUGAACAAAGUUCACAUUGUUGCAGAUGAAAUAUGAAGAAUACGAAGAGCGAUUUAAAUAUUUUCCAGCUUAGAUAUUAAUUAGCAUGUAGUCCUUCAAGCAGCUUUACCAAAGCCUCUCCACUUAACAGUCAGUCUCAUGCAUCCACCAUGUUUGUAGUUCAACACUUUUUACCCACAUUUGUAGUUCUAAUUGAAUUCAUGUCUGAUGCGCAAUGUAUUGUCGGCAAUAUUAGCUAUAAGAGUAAGCACAGAUCUACAUUUCCAAUUUCUACCAGAAAUAGUAGACCAUCCAAGUAACUUUGAAAUACUCAAAACAUCAUACUACGAAUUGGGACAUACCAAUUCUAUUUUCGAAUACUAUUUAGGAAAUAGUAUGUGAAUUUGGAUGCAGCACUUGUCAUAAUGAGUGAUUUAAUUGAUGACUCUUUUUACGAGCUCAAUUAAUUAAAAAGCAGAAUCAUUCAGCAGCGAAACACUACAGUGUUCUUCUGAGACGCACAAAUGUUCUGCACCACCUUUAAAGGACAGUUUUCUUGUGCAAAACAGAAAAAAAGAAGAAAAUAAGUAUCACAUUUGUGAUCACACAUGCUAUGACAACGUUAGUGUGAUAUUAUUAUGAUAUAUUGUAAAUAUAUAUUACAAUAAACAACAUCGAAGAAUAUUUUUGGUUCUCGUAACUUUAAAUAUAGUCAUUCUAACAGGCUUCAUGUUGCAGUGAAUGCUUUUGAUCUUCGUUUAUUUGUUUGCUAGUUUUUUUUGCAAAGUAAGUGACAUAUUCAAUAAUGUCUUACACUGUUAAGAAGUACAAUUUUAAUAUCAUAAACCAGUGGUUCUUAAACUUUUUUCACCAAGUACCACCUCAGAAAAAAAAAUUGUCUCUCCAAGAACCACCAUAAUCAGGGGUAUUGAAAUAAAGUAGCGUAGUUGGCCGAAUUAAGCAGCUACAGCACUGCACAGUUCGAAAACGAGGCAGAGUCAUAUUCAUUCAACGACAUUAUAUUCCAUACAAAAUAGAAAGCUGAUCAGUCAGUUCUUGUCACGUGACUCGCGGUGCAGCAUUCUGAAAAGGUAGGAUGUUUUCAACUGUGCACGCCUGGAAUACACAAAUGCGUCAUGCUGCAGUACUCAUUUUGCUAGCCUGUGGGUUGAAUUGUGGCACUCAAGUGACCGAGAUGUAACGAGAGAAUACGGUCAUUUUUGAAAAUAAAAGAUUUUUUUUUUUAAAUGAACGAUCGUUCAGACUUAGAUUAUAAAUAAAACGGAAAUAAUUAAUGAUUUUUUGUGCGACCCGGUACCAAUUGAACUAUAGACCAUUGCUUGUUUGUGGCCCGAGGGUUUGAGACCACUGCUCUAUCAAGUAUCUGCUCUGCAAGCACCACGCACCUCUUUCUCUAGUUCUGCACCAAUUAAAUAGAUUUAUAGCAGCUGAUGAUGCGAUGCACUAAAGUAAACAUUUUACGCACAUCGCUUUGAUUGUAGGCUUUAGAGAACAGCUAAUGCUGAUCACAUUGGUGUUAUUGUACGAAUCAAAUUCAUUGCUCAGUGAUUCCUCCGCUCACCACUAGAAGUAAGCUUUGAGAACCUCAGUCAUAGACAAUAAAUAUCACACACCCCUACUGACAAUAACUCUCGCCUUUAUCUCACUCUUCAGUAUUUAUCUCAAUUUUGUUUACUAGCGGUACACCUACAGUAUAAUAAUAUUAUUAAUAAUAUUAAUAAUAAUAAUGAAGCAUAUAAAUCAAAUCUUUAUGACAAACAGAAGUUUACUGAAUAAUACAGGCCUUUGUCAAAUGUGCCAUGAUGUACUUCAAUAGGUUUUAUAAAAGUAAAAUGGCCAGAACGCUGACAUUUAUAAAUGUUCGUUGAAAACUACAUACCUUUGUGUAUUUAGCUUUUUUUUUUUUUCUUAAAAGGAAUAAAAAGCAAUAAAAACCAAAGACUGGUUCAGAGAGCAGUAUGCAUAAACUCUUUGCUGUGGCAGUCAGUAUUGUUGCGUAUAUUGUUGUCACUGUUGUACAUAUAAUGGCUUCUUUGCUAUGCAAUGCACUGUUUAAUUCAAUUGUAUGUCUAAUUUUAUGUUCAGCUGCUACAGUGUGUGUUUAUCCAGAUGUUGUAUCAUAACAUUGAGAGUAACAUUUGUAGUAAUUUGGUAAUGCUUUAGGUCAAAUAUUACGACAAUAAAACAUACAACUUAGCUUUUAUUCUGUGUUUAUGCUUCUUUUUCUGUUGAUGAAACUAACCGAGAUGAAUGUGUGUACAAUAUUGAAAUCCUGAUCAGCGAUUUGUUCAAAUUUUUUUUUUCAACAAAAUCUAAAUGUUGCACCCAUAAUAUAUGACUCUUAAUGAACACUUAAUCUUUAAAAUAAAA